Messenger RNA from Spinacia oleracea (spinach), 542 nucleotides. RefSeq lists its product as uncharacterized. The transcript is spliced from 5 exons. Gene Ontology annotation, cellular component: nucleus; NuA4 histone acetyltransferase complex. Gene Ontology annotation, biological process: regulation of transcription by RNA polymerase II. The record is from RefSeq and is a predicted model, not a curated record. Bases 149 to 541 code for a protein of 130 amino acids. NCBI's taxonomy places the organism in Eukaryota, Viridiplantae, Streptophyta, Magnoliopsida, Caryophyllales, Amaranthaceae.
ACCAUAAACCCUAGAAAAAUGUCAGCAAAUAAUCUCAGUUUCUUCGAUAAGAAAAACAAACCAAGAAAGAAGUACGGAGUAAUUAAGAACCAAAACUGCAAACUUAAUUUACUCUUUUUGGGUAUAAUUUCUUGUAAAUUCUCUGAAAAUGGGCGGAGGAGGUGGUAAAGAAGAGGAACAAGAUGGUAUGUCCGUACACUCUCCUUGCAAAGCUCCUCCUUCCUCUGCAUCUUCUCUUUCUAAGGAGCAAUCACAAGCGGAAUUGGAGCUAAGAUUUUUGGAGGCACUUGAAAUUUACCCCCCUGGGAAACUAAAAGGAUUUUCUGCUUCAGGCGUUCAUCACCACUUUGCCCUUUAUGGCAUGAUGGAAUUUCUCCGGAGAAGUUUUGAUCGCCAGUUUUCUGCUGACGAGGUUAUGCGCUUGCUAGACCGUUUCUACGACCUGAAAAUGCUGAGAGGAGAAGGUGAGGAUGCAGAAUUCCCGCAGCGUGAGGAGGACUUCUCCUUGCCACAAAGUUAUUUUGCCAAGGAAGAAUCUUGAA